UGGGGAGUAAAUUAGGAAAAGACGAUUGAGGUGGAUAGGAUAUACAUUACGGAAAUCACUAAACUGCAUCACUAGGUUAGCGCUUGUCUGGAAUCCUGAAGGUAAACAGAAAGAGGAAGGCCAAAGAACACACUAUACCGAGAACUGGGUGAAUAGCAACUGGAAAGAACUCAAAAGUAGAGCGCAGGACAGAUUUAGAUGGAUAAUGCUAGUGGUCGGCCUAUGCUCCUCCAUGAGGAGUCACGGGCGUAAGUCAGUAAGUAUUUAUAUCAGUUAGAGGCAUCUAGUAGUUCCUCAGUAAUCGGCUUAAUUUUUACUCGUUAUAUCUAUAACUUAGGUUCAUAAUAUACGGCGUAUAAAUUGAGCACUCGAACGCUAGAACCUUCCAAGUUGCAAAUGAGAAGAUAGAAGACAAGUGAAAAGAAUGCUAUUUCAAAACAGUGUCAUUUAUGGUACAGCACUGUCAGGUAUUUAGUUUUUAGUAAAAAAGAAAUCAUCAUUAUAGUCCUCCAAUCUACACACAAGGGGUUAUUAGCAUUUGUCCAAUAGGGAAGCUACACGUAAGGAUUCUUGAAUAUUCUUCCAAAAACUGGUUGGAUAGAAUAUCUUCGGCUCCUUUUGAGCUGCUCAGAGCUUCUUCGAGUUUACUCGUGGACCAUUCUCACAGUACUGGUCAUUUAUCUACCAAAUAACAACCUAUUGGCACUAUGUACUAAACAUGUGAACCAAAAUCUAGCUUAUUUUCUAGAAAGUAAAUAAACAUGGUACAGUAACUUCUAGACACAUAAAAUAAAGCAUAAAUAAAAUAUUGUAUAUGACAGUUAGUUGAUAACCUUUAUAUAUAAGACAGAAACUUUUCUUUAUUAAUACCACAUGAGAGAGGUGAAGUUUUUUCUGUUCAUGCGAUCGAUAAUUAUUCUUCAAAUAUCAGGUAUUUUUGUCUAAUAAUUUUACCUACUGAUCUUUAACUUCUCUUUAUGAACAGAUACGAAAACUAUGGGAAUAUGGAAUUUUUGUUUGUUUCUAAUUGUUUUGUUAUUGUUCAAUAAAUUUUUUAAAAAAAUGAUUAAUAAAACAAGCUGUAACAUGAAUAAUAGUUGAAACGGUUAAAGGUUAAGUUAUAUAGACUGAUCAAUAAAUUCAUGUAUGUGUAAAUCUUUACUACUAUUGUCCUCUUUGUUCUUUUAAAAUUAUUAGUGGUCAGAGAAUAAAAUAUCUCUAAUGGAUUGUUUUAUUCAGUAUCUGACGUAGAAAACGAGUUUCUUUUUAAUGGAAUUAGUUUCUUUACAAGAUGAAAUAAAUUUUACCAUCUGUUAUUUUGAGGGUGAAGAUAAAUUUACCAGAGAGAAAUUUAAUUUAGGGUUAUAUGGCUAAAAUAUAGACUAUUGAAGAAUUCGAAAGAACUGAGAUGACCAUACCGAAUUUCUACAUUUUGAUAUGUUAAAAUAGCAAAACGUGUUGGACAUCGAUAGAUUUUUUUUAUAGAAAAUUACGAUUUUUUGGUUAGUUUUUCAUUGAUCGAACAGUUUUUAGACUGAAAAUGUCAGAACAUGAUUUGUAUUCGACUACUAAAUAUGGUUCUCAAUAUGGGGUUGUGGAGCUUGUUGAAUUUCACUGAGAUCAUGAACCGACCAAUGUUAGACCACCACUACAGGUUUUCAUUUGUGGUCGCCAGAUCGGUUGAAGUCAGACAUUAACAUCGUUGGAUGCCAGCUCAGUGGUCUAGUGGUUAAGCAUUCAAGUGGGGUCGAAGGUCCUUGGUUCAAAUCUCGCAUACGUGAUCGUGGAUACACACUCUUAAGAAUUCCAAAACUAGGACGAAACGGCCGUUCUGUGCUUCCAGUAUUUUAAUAGUUGUCAGUUUUAAUGAUACUAAAUAUUUCUUGAAAAUCACUUCAAUUCUUACAAAUUUCACAUGAAUUUUUAUAAGUUGGUUCAAAGUCAUAUAGCUAGUUUUUUAUUCUUAAUAAGAGUUUGAUGACAGACUAAAUAAAGUCGAAUUUACUAGAACGGUACACGUUUUUGUCUGAAAUCAUGAUUUAAACGUAAGAAGGUAACAAUAAAUCUAGUUAUUUGGAAUGCGUCAAUAAGUGUCUGCCAAAUGUAGUUAAGAUUAUUAACGUUUGUUGUCAGACUGUGUUGGUAAACCAAAUGUAGUCCGAUUCACUAUUAUAGUUUGUAAUUCUUGAAAAUUAUUUUUUUUGUAAACCAUGCUACGUGGCGGAAUGUAAAAUUGGGUUGGACCAUCUCGUUAUUUCCAGAAAAAAUAACAAUUAUUUCAUGAUGCUUUACUGAAAACUGAUGCGGAUGCACCUUAUGAUUCUUUAAACCAUGUAUUAAUUCAAUCCAUCUCUCUUUAGACGACCUCCUUAAGGAAGUUCAACUAAGCAAUAUUAUACUGUUACAGCUAGAAAGUCGUAUGAAAAGUCUGCUGGGAGGCCAAACUAUUGACAACAGGCAUUUCUUUGUUUACAAGGUAUAGCUACUUAGUUUGUUACAAUAAAUAUUGAUGAACUGAUAAAGAUCACUGAGCACGUAUGCGAAGGAGCACAAAUUUCUUCAUUAACUUGUUGUUUUAGUAUGAAUAGGAUCACAUGUUAACAAAUAACACUUAUUUAAUCCAAUAAUCAAGAAUACAAUGUAAACAACACAGUUGUAUUGUACACGUACACAUAAUUGGAAAGUUUAUACAAUUCACAAAAUUAAUAAUUUUAUUUGUCAUAUAUUUCAGCGGUCUGUUUUAGGUUGUCAGAAUCACAAUUACUCGACAGGUAAUAAUAUAGUUUUCGUAGACGAUGAAAAUCAAUAUGUAUACAAAAGUACUGAAAACUGCAGACUCAAUAAAUUUAGUGCCACAACGACGACUCACUUAUUGUAAUCAGAGGAGUAAUUUUUAGCAAAAUUAUUUUCUAGAUUUAAUGGGUAUAUCGAAAUUUUCUAAACCUUUUCAUCCUAGAUAUUUGAUAGUAAGAUUUAAACUUUAGAUAUUUCAUUUUAUCUUCUGAUAUUCUUGAGGCUUUGUAUGACGUGAAUUAAUGAGGGGAACAAUCGUAUUUGUUUUUGAUAAGUGUUUCGUUAAUGUAUUAUUUUUUUAUCAUCAUAUAAAUCUACUUGGUCAUCGUAAAUUAUGACGGUCUCGAUGGUACCCUACCACCAAUAACUCUCUGGUAGAUUUUAAACAUGCUCUGAAGAUUCACCAGGCUCAAAAUGGCAGUUUUGUUGCACCUUUUCUACAUGUUAAGAUUGAAGUUAUUUGUCCAGUCCUGUUAUGACUUGUCACGUUAAUUAUCACGUGACCGAAUCGCCAAUUAGAGCACGACUUAUAUGACCUUGGCCCUGUACCAAACCAGUGACGCAAAAACCAGUACGGACAGUUUACAGUCAACUCUGAGUUCUUAUUGGUCCUUGUAUAGUAGCUUCUCACCUAGCCCAGAACACAAAUAUCGUCUUCCAUUGUGUGAAUUAGACAUUCCAGACAUACUUGGUUUACACACAAACAGACCAGAGUGCAUCAUACCAUAAAAUAGAAAAUAACAAUUAUACAAGAUCAAGUCUAAUGUGGCGGUGAAUGUGAGAGGCUGUGACUAGCAAAUAGGGAAUAACUUAGGAAUGGUAAAUCAUAUAACAGUAGUUAACGCGUCAAAUAAAUGCCUAUGAUAAAAGGAAUGUAUAUACAAUCUACGUACUUAACAGUUAUAAAAUGAGAAUAUAUGUAUAAUAAUAGUCUAUAAAUAGUUCCCUGAAGUUACCCAUAAUUUAAUCUUCGGAUAUAACGAUUCCGAAUUGAUUUGAGAGUAUGACUACAGUUUAUGGACGAAAUAGUCAGAUUUCAGAUGGCACCUCUUGAUUUUCAUAUAUCCAUAUGGUUAAACAGUAUUUUGACACUAUAAAUGAUGUCGUUUAGCUAUGGAAUUCUAACUUCAACUCCUAACCAUAACUUCUAGCCAUAACCCCUUGUCCGAUUCCUGACACUAAUUUAUAACCCUAUUUUAAGUCUAGUAAUCGGUUGGAGAUUCUCAAAGUUACUUUUGUAUCACUCAAAUCCCACUCAUGAAUUACAGUCUUGGACUAUACUUGGCUUUGUGAGCAAAGUAUUUAAGUUUAUGCAACAAAAUGAAAGAUUUUCUCGUAAUAGAAUUUACGAAGUGAUCAGAAAUGCUAAAUCCUUGAGAUUAUUUGAUAAGUAUCAAGAAUUAAGAUGUCCUAGACGAUCUUCAGCUUCUCAUUCUAACGCAUUGGUAGGUAGUUCUCCAAGUUUUUUAGACAACAUGAUUACGGUUGAUAGUUAAACGAUUGCGGCUUUUUUUCUCUACCCCUACGAUACAUUUUGAAGGUAUGACCAUAAUAAUCUAAAAAAUAUUAAUCAGUUUAAGUGUUAUCAAAAUACUUACUCAUUAUGUCCAUAGGCACACUUGUUUUCCGCCCAAAUAGAUAAAGGUAUAUCAUGUUAAGAAAUAAAUUAUCUUAGGUUAACAGCACAUUUGAACUAGACUCUAUAAAAGUAGUAGCAUGAUUACCGGAGCCUAUUCUUAUUAACAUGAUAACCACUGACCAAAUUGUUGGCUUUUAUAUUCACCUUAAAAUAAUAGCAGUUAAUUAUAUUAUUUUUAAAAUUAAUAAUAAUAUUAAGCGAUAGUUUCCAGGAGUGCAAAGAGGGAAGGUGUGAAAAAAGUUGUUUAUUAGUGAGUAGGCAAGUGUGAAUCAUAAGUUGAGAUUAUACUUGUUUUAAUGUUAUUUCGUGAUCAUUACGAUGUUCAGUCUUAUACUAGACUCACUGAUUAAUCAAUAUUUUUCUAGUUAAAUGUCCUAGUAUUAUUGAUUUAUCUAAAGACUGACUAUUAUUGAGGAAAUUUGAAAUAGAUCAGCACAAAAAAGGUGAUUUUCGUAAUUUCAUUCUAAUCAUCCAAUGAUUAUUUUGUUCUCAUUUUUCAGUGAACUAUCUUCACUAUUUAUCAUUUUAAUACCAAUUUUUUAAACAAAAUAAAACAGAUUUAAGAAGGGUUAUCAAUAAAAUUGCAUUUUCGCAUGAUUUAACGAUGUUUAACAUGACAAACAUUUUGGCUCACGUUUCGAUGUCAGUAUACUUGUGGAUACCACGUUCAUUGCAAAGUUAUAAUCAAAUGAAUCUAUGCUAAUGCACUGAAAGUCUUCUUUAAGAAGGUUAGGCCUUAACCAGGCUCUUUUCCUUCUUUGUGUAGUCUGAACAAGAAAACUGAAAUGUAUGGACUUACUCAUUCACAUAGAAGUAAUAACUGUUUCAGACUUUCAAAGCUAUCUGAGAAUAAGUUUCAUACAAAAAGGUUAUUUGUUUGUUACAUUUUAACUCAGCAUUCUUUCCGGACUAAAUUCCGAGGUGAAAGCACACACUGGGUUUCCAGAGAAAAUUCCAAUAAUUUUUAGGUACAUCAGUAUUUCCAAACUAAGUAAUCUAUUUUUCUGACUUUAUUUGCUUAAAAUGCCAUAACAUCAACAUUGUAUGUUACUUUCGAUUUUUACUACUCACUAGUUUAUAAGUAGGCAAACUUAUUUCUCUAAGUAGACUGGGCAUUUAUCAAGUGCGAACUCCAAGUCGUUGAACUGAAGAUCAGUAAGAUAAAAUAUAUAAAUAUGAACAAUUAAGUUUCGAGAUUAACCACUAUGAUCUAUUGGUGGAAAAUCAGGACUAUGUAAUUGAUAUGACAUCAAUCUGCAUUAAUAUUUGUUGUUGCAAAGGACAAGUCAAUUCAUUUUAGGCAAGAUUGAGUAUUGAAAAAAAUUAUGCAUUUGUUUUUAUCAAGGUUGGUUAGAUCAAAAGGAUUGUAUUAAAAUAGUAGAAAAAAUUCCGAUAUUUGAUGACCUUUUUGUAAACAGCCGGUUGAAAUAGUCAUAAGAAGAAUAGUUUGUUUUAAUGGUAAGAGUAACACAAUGUUAACUAGAUUGACCAUAUUUAAAGGUAAAGAGAAUUUCAUCAAAUACUUUAUCUGAAUUUGUUGUAUAUUAUGACUAGUUAUAUUAUUAGGUUUAUUCUAGAAAUAUAUGAAUGUGGAAAAAUAGAAUAUUGAUUUGAAACUCAUGUUUGUAAGUUAAAUAAACUAUUUUUUCUCUGUAACAUUUAUAUAGUUGUAUGAUGCGUACUAAUUGCGCCCACACCACCUCUGAAGCUACUUCCGGCCCCAAGCCCGAAUAAAGAAGGAGGGUUGGGCAACCCCAUCCCUUGGAAAACUAACUCGAUAAAAACGCUAACAAGAAAAAAUAAUUCAAACCAUUUGAACUCUGCCCUGGGUGUUAGAAGGUCUUCAUUUAGAUAAGUUAUGACGCCUCAUGGUGAAAGCCGAGUUCCUUCGGAAGUCACGAGGAGGAUGCCCAUUCUGACAACCGGAGCAACCAAUUAUUUAGGUACAUGGAAUUCUCGUACAGUGUAGGGGACCGGGAGAGCCUUCCAAAUUGCUGCAGAAAUGAAAAGAUACAACCUAGAGGUACUUGGGAUCAGUGAAACACACUGGACACAAGUUGGACAACAACGACUAACUACAGGAGAGCUCCUGUUAUACUCCGGCCAUGAAGAAGAAAAUGCACCACAUACACAAGCAGUUGCAUUGAUGCUGUCCAAACAAGCAGAAAAUGAGCUUAUAGGAUGGGAAUCUCAUGGACCAAGGAUCAUCAAAGCCUCGUUCAAAACAAAGAAAGAGGGUAUUUCAAUGGACAUCAUCCAAUGCUAUGCGCCUAUCAAUGGUCACAUUGAACACGUUGAAAAUCAAUUCUACGAUAGGCUGCAGUCGAUCAUUGAGAAUUGUCCAACAAACGGCUUGACCGUUCUGAUGGGAGAUUUCAAUACCAAGGUUGGAAUGGACAACACCGGAUAUGAAGACAUCAUUGGACUACAUGAACAGGGAGAAAGGACCGAAAAGGUGAGAGAUUUGCAAACCUAUGUGCCUCCAAUAAACUGGUCAUAGGCAGCACAAUAUUCCCACACAAACGCAUACACAAAUCCACAUGGACUUCACCGGAUCACACUACACAGAACCAAAUCGACAAUACCUGCAUCAACAAAACGUUCAGGAGGACUAUAGAGGACGUGAGAACCAAGAGAGGAGCUGAUAUAGACUCAGAUCAUCACUUGCUGGUCGCCAAGAUGAAGCUGAAACUCAAGAAGCACUGGACAACGAGGCCGACAACAUCACGAAAGUUUUAUAUGGCCUCUCGUCGGACAAGAGCAUGGAAAACCGAGACACAAGUCGAAUCCACAGAAGCAAACAAGCAAGUGAAAUGGAGCAGCAGAGUCGACAAAUCUAAACAUGUGGAGGAUUUAGCAACGACGGCGGAAAAGGCUGCAAGAGAAGGAAACAUGAGACAACUGUAUGAUACAACAAAGAAACUCGCUGGAAAUUAUCGUAAACCAGAAGGAAGGGAAGGCAAUCACCAAGAUUGGAGAACUGUGAGACAGGUGGGUAAAGCACUUGAAGGAGCUUGUAGAUCACCAACGUAGAUGAUCUAUGUCGAAAUGAUUGGAGGCCGACUCGAGUUAGACGUGAAUAAUGUGACGAACCAACUAACGUCGAAGUCACACCUCGUGGUCAGCACCUUACGUGGACUACCCCCAUUGACGUAACAAGGUACUAUAGAUGCUUUGAAGACUGUACAACACAAAGGACGUUAUUACAGAAAUAUAUUAGUUAAGGUAGAUACAGGCGAAAGUAAGACCACUGCCGCAUGGGCCAGUCCAUGGCGUAUGAUUAACCAAUGCGCGUUUGUUAUACAUGACCUUGGCAGGGAGCGAUGAUCUGUUCGACAUUCAGUGAUCCAACUGCCGGAUGAUUUGGCUAGGGCUCAGUGACAUUUCACUGGCCCUACAAUACUCCCCCACCAGAUUCAACGGCCGUUUGAAUCUGUACCAAACAUGUUGGGAGCAGUCGCGCGCCAGAGAGUGCCAAACGAAUAUUAUAAAUCCUCCAGGUAUUGCUUAUCUGUAAAAGAAAUGGAAAGGAGGCGGCAGAAACUGGUCGGGAAACAGCGAGUCAUAAUAUGUUAGUAGGACGUUGGUUAAACGUAAAGCGAUUAACCAUAGAAAUAAUGAAAAGAACAAAACGUUUUAUUGUUCUAUCAAGUCGCGCUGAAAUAUAUAGCCUUGAAAAGUAAUUCAGUUCCUCCGAUGACAAACGUUAAGUCUGCCGCAAGAGUAAUGAUGCUAUAGCGAUAGUAGGAUAAGUGUAUUAUCAAUCGAUAUCCAUAUUUGUACUGUCAUUAGUUCAAAGUUGUAAGUCGGACAGUGUCGUUGACAGCUAUUAAUUAGUGUCAAAUUCUAGUUAUAUCUAUAUCUAACAGACUAACCGUAAGUACAGAAGUAUAACAGUGAAGAGUGGUCGUGAUUUCGUUGUGCGAAGCUAUUGACCAACUUGUAGUCACAGUUUGAAAAGUCGAUGACUGCUGUUACAGUCAGUAAGGGUUGAAGGCUACAAAUCGACAGCAAAAGGUGGCACGAUGAAGUCUCUAAAAGAUGAUAAACGGUGAAUGCUGCGUGUUUGUUCGGUUAGUGAACAGAAAAAUAUCGAAAAGAACAUAAGAAACCAAGAGUGUCACUCUGGACUCAUGUCAAUGAUACCCGUGAAAAACGCUGUCAGUGUUGGGAUAGAGGCGACAAUAUCGUUUUCAGUUUGCAGGAGAUUCGCUCGACUGCAUAAACUGAUGAUUCGCGCGAAUGAUAUUGUCGUCAGACCACCAAUUGAACUGUACAGGUUGUAAAUCGUCGAGUAGUUGAACAGCCGAUUGAUGUACCGGAAUCAUCUGUUAAACAACAGCCACGAGGAAACAAUACUUCAUAAAAUGAAGUACGACAUCGAAGUAGAACUACAAUAGUUCAGAUGUGUUACAAUGUCAAGUCUAAAUAACAUCGUUCUUACGUAUACUGACAGUUGCACUGAACGUUCGCUUAGGUAUGAUUAGCGUAACAGUUGGAUGUGUGAAUAAAAACAUAUACGAAAACUAUGGUUGGGUUCGUGGAGAAUUUUCGAGGACGUUUAGAUAUUUUCCAAACCCGUAUCGCAUGUAAAUAAACCGAAAAUAGAAUUAAAACGACUGUUGUGUAAUAAGGAAAUCGAGCCAUGAUUUACCGUGAGAAUUAUUAGCAAAUACAAGGGGUAUAAUAAACAUUAAUUAAAAUGGUAACCACCAAUGUCACUAAGGUUUAGAGGGUCUAGGUAACGUGGCCAUUUCGUAAAAGGAUGAUACAAAGAGCUUAUUACCUAGCAUUAAGUGACAUAUUAAGUACGACAACAUGUGUACUUGGGACAUGGACUAAGCGUGCUCGUGUACAUGCAAUAUGUUUUACCACAGUAUGUCGACUAACGAGUCAUAAAUGUACAUGAUUUCGACUGAAACUUGACGGCAGUGACAGAAUAUAUGACUAGUUUACGUGAAAGCAACUACGAAAUGUUAUCACGCAUCAUAAAUAUAGUACGAAAUAAUCUAAUGAAAUUAUGAAACUCGCCUGGGUUACUCUUGCCUUUAAGUAAUGAAGUAGGCAGUAGUUUGAAUCUGGAUUAUGUACGAGGUACUGUUGAUUAAAUUUUUCGAUUAACACAGCGUUGUAGACUGACGAACAGUCUAAACGAGAUCUAAGAUCGCAGGAAAUUUAUAGUUCAAACUCACCGUGAAUUUCUAGCAUUCGUAUCCUCUGUUUGGCAAUGGAACUCAGCAAUUGGAAAUUAGGCAGGCAGUGGUAAAAAAACAGAACAUUCUAGUGGAUAGUGGUUAAGCAGAAAGAUGAAUUUAUAGUCGACAGUUAAUCUUGUCUUAUUUAUACCAGUGGAUAAGGUACAAAGAGACAUGCGUUCGUGUUGCCUUGUGGCUAUACUCACGAGUGGUUGAUAUUUUAACAGACAUAUUACACAGGAGCAUUUACAUGCUCCUAAUGCUUGUUAAAGAACCACGAUAGCCGAUUAUAAUCGUAGUUGAUUGGUUAGUUCUGUCGAUUGAACGAAUUAUCUAGGUUUAAAUGCUAAUCAACAUUGACAUGAAGCAACGAAAGUUCACAGUAACAGAUUAACAUAGGCGAUGAUAAAAAUGAAAAAGAAUAAGUAUAGAAUACAAUAAUAAAGAUUAUAGUGAUAGGUUGCGUUAUUCGAAGUCUUGCUCACCAGUGUAGAUCAUCAACGUAGAUGAUCUAUGUCGAAAUGAUUGGAGGCCGACUCGAGUUAGACGUGAAUAAUGUGACGAACCAACUAACGUCGAAGUCACACCUCGUGGUCAGCACCUUACGUGGACUACCCCCAUUGACGUAACAAGGUACUAUAGAUGCUUUGAAGACUGUACAACACAAAGGACGUUAUUACAGAAAUAUAUUAGUUAAGGUAGAUACAGGCGAAAGUAAGACCACUGCCGCAUGGGCCAGUCCAUGGCGUAUGAUUAACCAAUGCGCGUUUGUUAUACAUGACCUUGGCAGGGAGCGAUGAUCUGUUCGACAUUCAGUGAUCCAACUGCCGGAUGAUUUGGCUAGGGCUCAGUGACAUUUCACUGGCC
This is a messenger RNA of Schistosoma haematobium, 10494 nucleotides long. Its product is annotated as Craniofacial development protein 2. The record is from RefSeq and is a predicted model, not a curated record. The transcript has a single exon. The coding region runs from base 6435 to 6932 and encodes 165 amino acids. NCBI's taxonomy places the organism in Eukaryota, Metazoa, Platyhelminthes, Trematoda, Strigeidida, Schistosomatidae.